Molecule: messenger RNA, 1285 nt
Organism: Sorghum bicolor (sorghum)
Lineage: Eukaryota; Viridiplantae; Streptophyta; Magnoliopsida; Poales; Poaceae
Product: glucosidase 2 subunit beta
Exons: 6
Coding region: 35-697 (220 amino acids)
Biological process (GO): N-glycan processing
Cellular component (GO): glucosidase II complex
Molecular function (GO): protein binding
Source: RefSeq, a predicted model, not a curated record
UGACGAAUUGGGGACGGGAAUCACAGCAACGCAGAUGUGGACCCCACGACCGAGUCGUCGCAUCGUCUCCCCCGCUCCCGCCACUCUCCUGCUCCGCCUCCUCCUCCUUGCCGGCGCCGCCAACGCCGCGCCGCCGCUCGUAGGCGUUUCUCCCCAAGAUGAGGCGUACUUCGCGACGCAGGUGAUCGCCUGCAGAGACGGCUCGGGCUCCUUUCCGAGGAGCCGGCUCAACGACGGUUACUGCGACUGCGCCGAUGGAACCGAUGAGCCAGGUACUUCAGCUUGUCCAGAAGGCAAGUUUUACUGCAGAAAUAUCGGAGAUACCCCUCGACUGUUGUUCUCUUCGUUUGUGAAUGAUAAAAUAUGUGAUUGUUGUGAUGGAAGUGAUGAGUACGAAAGUGGCAUCCAUUGUCAGAACACGUGUAGAAAUAUAAAGUAUAUUGCUGAGGCUGCUGAUGGUGGCAGCGACCUCUCAGUAACACAUUUAGAUGCUAAUACUAACGAGUUUAUGGGUAAACAUGCAAUUGCUAUGGAAGACCACAUCCAGAACAACAACAGCAAAGACCUUGUCCAGAAGAUAAGAGGAUUAAGAAUGGCCCUAGUUUUUGAGCUGGGCCUUCUUGUAUGCAUUUUUGCUUUCUGCAUUGCUCGGCGCCGCACUAGAACACGCAGGAGACAGCAUAUUUUGAAACGUUAGCUGAGCAGUACUAAUAUACAAAGACGAUAGAUCGGUGCUCAUUAGCAAAUAUUAUAGCUUCCGGGGAUGAUGGAGAAUCAGAGAUGGGAUGGAGGGACCUGCACGUUAUCCUCUUUAAAUCGCGAGGUCCAUCUGCUGUUCUGAACUUUGUUGGCUAGGAAAACUAACUAUGUACUUCCCCCUGGUCCCAGAAACUUGUCAUUUAGGUCCCAGAAACUAUGUGUCGAUCUGCAUUCGAAAUACUUGCAAAAUCUCUUAUAUCUGUAGGAUUUUAAGAAUAUAUUUUUAGAAAAAAUAGUGGUAAAAAAUACCAUUGAGGAUCAUGCAAAAUAAAAUGUGUUAAGUUAUGACCAGAGGGAGUGUAGAUAUUUAACAUAAACAACUUGGUCUGAAUUCCGAACUAUGAAAUUCUCUGUACUCGUCCUCAGCGGUGUACUUAAUUGUUGUAAGUGAUUUGUGGCCCCGUCCCACUUUCCCUGUAACUAUGAGUUGCUCCUCGUUCAGGACGAUUGCGCCCCAUGCCUGAACCCUGUAACUUGCUGUGUUUGUAAUGUUUCAGAAUCCAGACAUGUACAAUGAUUGCGUGAA